AUGAGCUCUUCAUACGAUUUGUGCGAGGGCAAUGUCAACCACAUUACGUCGUGGGUCGUUGUCAUGCGUGGCUGUGCUCGAUUUUGCAUCACCGUCCACCUUGGUCAAAUCCAGGGAACAGAUUUCGAGAAGCAGUUGAGGACUGAGAUCAAGAGGCAUACGAUAAGUGUUCUGCAGGGCUCGACGCCAUCCUACGAACCGCAUCAUAGUAUCUGCAAGCUAUGUCUACCCCUACUGUUGGAGCUGGCUCGAACGAAAUCCGUGAGCGGCCUUUCACUGGAAGAUUUUGUGAACGCACCGAACUACAAUUUAGAGCUUGUCGGCAACGGCUCACAGGCUCGAAUCCUUGGUGGAGAGACAUGUUCAUAUGCACCUGUUUUGGACCUGUGCCCCAUGAAGUUGACCGACAUACCCCGAGUAUGCAGGAAGGAACUCCCGCUCUUCUACGCUAGAUCUAUCAGAGCCAAUAUAGACAAUCAGGAUCCGCUGGGAACGACACAAGGAAGAAUCUCAACUAUUGAUGGAAGAAUCAUGUACUUCAAACCGCGAGAGUCCGCACGCGAACAGCAGUUCGACAGAGAAUUACAGAUACUGCUCUUAAUCAAGUCCAGAGGUUUAAUCGAACGCCAUACGAGGGUACCAUGCAUACAAGGCGUUGUGAUAUCCGGCAGUUCGACGGUAGAUGAAGCAGAGCUGGACGAUCAGGGGCAGUGCAUUGGUGUACUUCUCAAUUUUGUCCCACUGGGGAUGAGCCUUUUGAGUCCCCAGUACUGGGAUCUCCACAGUUUGCACGAGAAGUGGGAAUUGCAAGUAACAGAAAUCUUAGAAGAGUUGCAUGCCAACGAUGUGAUUUGGGGAGAUGUGAACCCUGGCAAUGUCGUUAUUGAUGAGUCGAUGGACGCAUGGGUAAUUGACUUUGGUGGAAUGAACAAUCCCGAGUUCGUGGAUGACGGCAACGCUGAGUCCAUAGCAGGCGACUGGCAAGGGGUGAGAAGACUUUUCAGGGAAUGGCUGCCUCGUCGUAGAUUAAAUAUUCCUCUUUAG
Molecule: messenger RNA, 1044 nt
Organism: Zasmidium cellare ATCC 36951
Lineage: Eukaryota; Fungi; Ascomycota; Dothideomycetes; Mycosphaerellales; Mycosphaerellaceae
Exons: 1
Coding region: 1-1044 (347 amino acids)
Biological process (GO): protein phosphorylation
Molecular function (GO): ATP binding; protein kinase activity
Source: RefSeq, a predicted model, not a curated record